This is a messenger RNA of Spinacia oleracea (spinach), 1232 nucleotides long. Its product is annotated as ubiquitin-conjugating enzyme E2 6. Lineage: Eukaryota; Viridiplantae; Streptophyta; Magnoliopsida; Caryophyllales; Amaranthaceae. The transcript is spliced from 7 exons. The coding region runs from base 259 to 801 and encodes 180 amino acids. The record is from RefSeq and is a predicted model, not a curated record.
AUAGCUUAUUGACUACGGAGUACUCCGUAUUUCAGUAAGCAAUUCGGAGCGUUUGAUUAGCAAUUGUCUGAAAGAGAUUUUUGGUUCCGAAACGCGAGUAUAUAGCGACCAGGAAAUAGGGAAGAAGGAAAUGAUCACUCGCUCCUACGAAUUUACUAAGCUGGUAGAGAUUCAGAGAGUCAGAGAUAUUUCUUGGUGUGACCGUGAUUGUGUAAUCUUCUUCGGAUUCAGUUCAAGCAUUUGUGCCGUUAUAUUACCAUGUCUGCACCAAACAAGAGAAGAGAUACGGAUUUUUACAAACUAUUGAUGAGUGAUUUCAUUGUGGAGACAAUAGAUGAUUCAACUAAUCAAUUCAAUGUGGUGUUCCAUGGUCCAAAAGAAAGUCCUUAUGAGGGAGGGGUUUGGAAAAUCCAGGUUAAACUUCCGGAUUCUUAUCCUUACAAGCGGCCUUCUAUUAAGUUCUUGAACAAAAUUCUCCAUCCAAAUAUUGAUGAGAGCUCAGGCGCUGUUUGCAUGAAUGUAAUCAACGAGACAUGGAACUCUGCGUUUGAUCUUGCGAAUGUCUUUGAGACGUUUCUUCCCCUGCUUCUGCUUUACCCAAAUCCUUCAGAUCCCUUCAAUGUUGAUGCUGCUGUCCAAAUGCUGAGGGACAAAGAGCAAUAUGAAAAAAGAGUUAAAGAAUACUGUGAACAAUAUGCCAAGAGGGAGAAUAUUUUGGGCCCUCCUGUUGAAGGAAGAAACACCAGUGAAGACAGUGACGGGAAAGCUACAUCAAGUGAUGAUGAGACUGCAGAACCGUGAAAGGCGGUGACACUUCAUACUGUUAUCUUUUACCUUAACGAACUUACUUGGUUGGUACCACUAUCACUAUGAGAGGAUUAUGCUUGCCAUUUUUGAAACAUUAAUUCUAGCUCUUUUGGUCUGAGAUAAGUGAUGCUGUUUAAUUCUUCAGAAAUCCCGAAAACAAAUUGGCUAAUUUCUGAUUUUCGUAAGAGGAGAUGAGAUGAGGACUAAAAUGAGACUUUCCUGUUAUAUCUUGCAAAUUUUGUUCGAGCUUUUUUCAUCAUUUUUUUGCUACCUUGUUGCACAGCAAUUGUUGAAAUCAGUUGUCUAGGGUUGUAUAAUUCGUGCCAAAGGCUCGAAUGGAUUAGAUAAUACUCUGUAGUAAGCAGGAAGUGUUGUGUAAAUAUUACAGUAGCUUUCAUUAGUUGUAUAUAUCUCUUCUUCAUUUA